AUGCGUCUCGACUGCGAGAUCGUGCGCACAACAGCUACACGCGCCAUUCUCGCGGCCUGGCCCGAUACCGUUCCCCGACCUGAUGCGCCUCUGCGCCCGUUCCAGGACGCCAUCGACGCCCUCACCCUCGCGCGCGCGUGCGGCAUGCCCGAGGUGCGCCGACCCGCAUUCCACGCGUUCCUCCGCGACCCCGCCUUCUGGACCGCGCUCUCUGCCGACCGGCGCGCGAUCGCGCUCCCAGACGAUGAUCUGCUGCGGCUGCACGAGGCGCGGCACACCCUGCAGAGCAAGUGGCGCGUCCUUGUUCUCAAGAUACCUGGCGAAGGACGGGAGGAGUUGCGCAGCCUUUGCAAGAAAAUCGACACACCGAGGGGCGGUCGUCCGAGAACAUGCCAGGCUGCGGCGAAGGAUGCUCGGGCAUGCUGGCGAUCGCACAUCAUCGACUCGGACAUGUGGGAGAAGGGCGCGAUGCACCCGAUUUGCUGCGCGCUCGAUCAGAAGAACGUGAGGGGUCUGGAGUAA
Messenger RNA from Trametes versicolor FP-101664 SS1, 522 nucleotides. RefSeq lists its product as uncharacterized. NCBI's taxonomy places the organism in Eukaryota, Fungi, Basidiomycota, Agaricomycetes, Polyporales, Polyporaceae. The coding region runs from base 1 to 522 and encodes 173 amino acids. The transcript has a single exon. The record is from RefSeq and is a predicted model, not a curated record.